AGGGUCGGACCCGGGGGUGGCAGCCCUGGGAGUCGCCCUUGGGGGAGGUUCACAAGCAGGAAGCGGAAGCCUCCGCCUGCUGUCAGCCACGCCCAUGCCGGCCACUGGAUCCCAGGGGUGGAGCGCUCGGAUUGGGCGUCCCUCCCACAGCGAUGGCUCCGCCCGGGGAUUUACGGCACCUCUGCCGGCUGGUGCAGGAGGGCCGGCUGCAUGCCCUGCAGGAAGAGCUGCAGGCGGCGGAAGGCUGUCUGGGGCCAGCUAGAGGCUGCCCGGGACCAGCAGGGGACACCCUGCUGCACUGCGCUGCCCGCCAUGGGCAUCGGGACAUCCUGGCCUAUCUGGUCGAGGUCUGGGGUAUGGACAUCGAGGUCGCCAACCGAGACUACAAGAGGCCUCUGCACGAGGCUGCCUCCAUGGGCCACCCGGAUUGCGUACGCUACCUGCUGGGCUGUGGGGCAGCGGUCGACUGUCUGAAGAAGGCCGACUGGACUCCUCUGAUGAUGGCUUGCACAGGAAAGGAUCUUGAGGUGAUCCAGGAGCUUGUGGAACAUGGUGCCAACCCCCUCCUGAAGAACAAAGAUGGCUGGAGCAGUUUUCACAUUGCCAGUCGAGAAGGCCACCCUCAGAUCCUCUGGUACUUGCUCACUGUCUGCCCAGAUGCCUGGAAGACAGAAAGCAAAAUUAGAAGAACUCCUCUGCACACAGCAGCAAUGCAUGGCUGUUUAGAGGCAGUAGAAGUCCUUCUUGAGAGGUGCCAGUAUGAACCAGACUGCAGAGACAACUGUGGUGUCACCCCCUUCAUGGAUGCAAUUCAGUGUGGCCACAUUGAAGUAGCUAAGCUACUUCUUGAGAAACAUAAGGCUUGCAUUUCGGCUCGGGACAGCCUGGGGGCCCAGGCUGUGCACAGGGCAGCAGUUACUGGGCAGAACGCAGCCAUUCGAUUCCUGGUGUCUGAUCUCGGCGUUGACGUGGAUGUGAGAGCAACAUCAACCCACCUAACCCCACUGCAUUAUGCAGCUAAGGAAGGACAUAAAAGCACAAUUCAGACUCUCUUAUCCUUGGGUGCUGACAUUAACUCUAAAGAUGAAAGGAAUCGAACAGCUCUACAUUUGGCCUGUGCCGGUCAACACUUGGCUUGCGCUGAGUUUCUCUCACAGUCUGGGCUGAAGGAUUCUGCAGAUGUAACUGGUACCCUGGCUCGGCAGCUUGCAAAGAGCAGACAUCCUUCAGGGCUUGGCCACAGUGCACUGGCAUGAGGAUGUUUCUGGAAGAAGGCAAUAAAGUGCAUGAUCCCCAGCUGCCCCACCACAAGAGAUUUGAACACCAGCUCUGAGAUCGCCACUAAAGACAAAGAAGGAAGUUGUGGAGGAGGCAGAGAAUGGAAGAGAUGUCCCUGCUAAUGGGGAGCAGGAGGCUGACAAUGAAGUGAAUAAGAGGUUCGGGAAGAGGAUGGAGAUGAAGAUGAGGUGGCUGAGGCAACUAUAGCAGACGGGCAUCUAAAGAUGAGGAUGAUGAUAUCACUGCCAAGAAGCAAAAGACCAAUAAGAAUGACUAGACAACAACAAAAAAAGGAAAAGUUAAACUUAAGAAAAGCCACCAUGACCUAUUCACCCCCCACUUCCUGUCUCAGAAUCUAAGCUUGGUUGCUUUCAUGUAGAGGCCUGCCUGGGGCCCACCAUGGGUGCCACCCGCAGUUGACACGCACUCUCCUCCACCCAACCCAAACCACAACCUGAAUUUGUUAUGGGGGAGGAUAAAAGAACCAAAAUUUUCAAGACAUUGCUUUUUCUCCUAAAAGUAUUGCUUAAAGGAAAUUUUAUUUUAUUUAUUUUUUUACCAGAGAGUGUAUAUGUUCACCAUAGAGACAGAAAGUG
Messenger RNA from Tupaia belangeri chinensis (Chinese tree shrew), 1874 nucleotides. RefSeq names its product ankyrin repeat domain 16 (gene ANKRD16). Bases 153 to 1256 code for a protein of 367 amino acids. NCBI's taxonomy places the organism in Eukaryota, Metazoa, Chordata, Mammalia, Scandentia, Tupaiidae. The record is from RefSeq and is a predicted model, not a curated record. Gene Ontology annotation, molecular function: protein binding. The transcript has 8 exons. Gene Ontology annotation, cellular component: cytoplasm.